AGAAUGCUUUGACCUGUCGCUCACACAGGUUUCCAGACCUUUCAUUAUAUCUAAAAAAUCAUUUGGUUACCCAUUCAAAAUUUGCUGUCAUAGCACCUUCCUUUGGAGGCCGUGGGCGGCUUUUGGGCAACAAUGACGAGCAGCAUUCACCCGGAAAUAGAGGCCGCGGUCAAGAGCUUUUUCCUGGAAGAAGAAAAGUUAGCCCAGGUGGUGGAACGCAUGACCAAGGAGCUAAAGAUGGGCCUGGCCAAGGAAACGCAUCCACGGGCGGCUAUCAAAUGCUUUGUGACCUAUGUGCAGGAUUUACCUACGGGAAAGGAACGUGGCAAAUUUCUGGCCCUCGAUCUUGGUGGCUCCAGUUUUCGGGUCGUCCUGGUGACAUUACAUAGCGAGUCGAGUUAUGAUAUCGAAUCAAAGAGCUUUGUGUUUCCCAGUCUGCUUAUGUCGGGAACGGGCAUAGAGCUGUUCGAUUAUAUGGCCGAAUGUCUUGCACAGUUUUGCCAACAGUUUGGCCUGGAGCAUGAGGGAUUGCCACUGGGCUUUACAUUCUCGUUUCCCUGCCGCCAGCAGGGUCUCUCCAAGGGUGUCCUGGUAGCCUGGACCAAGGGCUUUCACGUCGAGGGCGUUGUGGGACACAAUGUGGUGGAAAUGCUGCAGGAUGCCAUCUUACGGCGAGGUGACCUCAAUGUCAAUGUGGUUGCUCUGAUAAACGAUACGGUGGGAACUUUGUUGUCCACCGCUUACUUCAACCGUAAUUGCCGCAUUGGCUUGAUCCUGGGCACUGGCACCAAUGCUUGCUAUGUGGAGAAGACAGUGAAUGCCGAGUGCUUUGAGGGAUACCAGACCAGUACCAGACCCUACAUGGUCAUCAACACCGAAUGGGGUGCUUUUGGGGACAACGGUGUGCUGGAAUUUGUGCGAACCAACUACGAUAGAGUGGUGGACAAGGUGACACCCAAUCCCGGCAAACAGACAUUUGAGAAAUGCAUCGGCGGUAUGUACAUGGGUGAGCUGGUGCGCCUCAUCCUCAUGGAUCUGAUGGCCAAGGAUGUGAUCUUUAGGGGUGAGCAUUCGGAGAAGCUCCAGCAGCGUUGGUCCUUUGACACCUCGUACAUUUCGGAGAUCGAGAGCGAUGCACCCGGGGAGUAUCGCAAUUGUAAUAAGGUUCUCCACUACCUGGGGAUAAUGGGUAACCAGGAAUCGGACCGACUGGGUCUGCGGUACAUCUGCGAGGCGAUCACCUCACGUUCUGCCAAACUUUGCGCCUGUGGCCUGGUCACGCUCAUCAAUAAGAUGAACAUGAACGAGGUCGCCAUUGCCGUUGACGGCAGUGUGUACCGCUAUCAUCCCAAAUACCAUGAUGUGCUCGAGAAGUAUAUGAAGAAGCUCCUCAAACCGGGUGCCAAGUUCGAACUUGUUGUCGCAGAGGAUGGAUCCGGCCGAGGUGCAGCUCUGGCAGCAGCCGCUACGUACAGAAGAGGAACUGAGUAUAAAUUUUCAAUUAUAAAGUAAAUAAAAGGAAAAUUCAUUUAAA
Molecule: messenger RNA, 1534 nt
Organism: Drosophila serrata
Lineage: Eukaryota; Metazoa; Arthropoda; Insecta; Diptera; Drosophilidae
Gene: Hex-t2
Product: Hexokinase testis 2
Biological process (GO): glycolytic process; glucose 6-phosphate metabolic process; carbohydrate phosphorylation
Cellular component (GO): mitochondrion; cytosol
Molecular function (GO): ATP binding; fructokinase activity; glucokinase activity
Source: RefSeq, a predicted model, not a curated record